This is a messenger RNA of Osmerus eperlanus (European smelt), 1455 nucleotides long. Its product is annotated as GTPase IMAP family member 8-like. Gene Ontology annotation, molecular function: GTP binding. Lineage: Eukaryota; Metazoa; Chordata; Actinopteri; Osmeriformes; Osmeridae. The record is from RefSeq and is a predicted model, not a curated record. The transcript is spliced from 3 exons.
AUGGUUCAAGAUAUUCAAGAUUCAGACCAACACUCAGACCAACACUUUGUGUUGCUCGGCAAGGUCGGAGCUGGAAAGAGUGCUUCAGGAAACACUAUUCUUGGGCACAAAGGUUUCAUAUCGAGAAAAUUGCCUAAAGGUGUGACACGAGCAUGUGCAACAGUAACCGUUAACUACAGAGGACUAAAUGUUGUGGUGCAUGACACCCCUGGAUUCUGUGACCCAGAUCUUUCUGAUGAAGAAAUUGAGCAGAAAAUACGCCAGGAGAUCCUCCAGCAGCCUUCACAUACACACCAGGUGUUCCUUCUGGUGUUGAAAAUCGACAGGUUUACUCCAGAGGAGCAGAAUACUGUCAUAAGAAUUGAAGGUCUACUCGGUGAGGAGCGUCUGAAACGAACAUGGAUCCUGUUUACUAGAGGGGAUGAACUGGAAGACCAAACAAUAGACGAUUACAUUUCUGAGUCUGAAGACCUCAAAAAAGUUAUGGUAAAAUACGAGAGAAGAUACCAUGUGUUCAACAACAAGAGUGGCCAUGAAAACCAGGUUAAAUCACUUCUGAAAAAAGUUAGGCCUUCCUAUUCUGAGAGGAGGCUGAUUCUGCUUGGCAAGUCUGGUGCGGGAAAGAGUGCAACAGGAAACACCAUCCUCGGUGGAGAGUAUUUCAAAUCUGAGAUGAGUAUGUCUUCUGUAACACUGACAACUCAAGUUGAGCAGGCUGCAGUAAAUGGAAAAAAGGUAUUUGUGGCUGACAGCCCAGGGCUGUUUGACACAAGUCUCUCUGUGGAAGAACUGACAUUAGAGAUUUGCAGGAGCAUCUACAGUUAGUGUGCCCCAGGGCCUCAUGCCUUUCUCAUAGUCAUGCCAGUCAAUAACCGAUUCACAGAGCAGGAGAAAAGCAUGAUUGAAAUCUAUCAAGCACUGUUUGGACCACGUCUGGCAGACCAUGCCAUCAUCCUCUUCACCCACGGAGACCUGCUGGAGGGUAAGACUGUAGAACAACUAGUCAAAGAGAGCAAAGAUUUUACUAAACUAAUUGACCAGUGUGGGGGAAGGUAUCAACUGUUCAACAAUAAAGAUGCAAGCAACAGAGUCCAAGUCAAACAGCUGAUGGACAAGAUAGAGAACAUGAUAGAGAGCAGUGGAGGGUCCUGUUAUACCAGUGAGAUGUUUCAGGCUGCAGUCAGGGCUGCUGAGGAGGCACAGAGGGAGGAAGAGGAGAGAGAACGUCAAGAGGCUGAGGAGAGAGAACGCAGAGAACAGGAACGAAAAGAAAGUGAGCAUAGAAGAAUAGUAAAAGAAACUGAAGAAAGAUGCAGAUCAAAAUAUGAAAGGGAUGCUGAGGCGAGACCACGUCGAGAAACACAUGAAAAUAAGAGCAAAAUAGAGAAAGGAAAUACAGAAGUAACAAAUGAAAUAGCAGGAACAGUAAUAACAAAAGUUGCCAAAAGAAAAUAA